Messenger RNA from Paramecium octaurelia, 1621 nucleotides. The record is from the annotation of a GenBank genome assembly. Lineage: Eukaryota; Ciliophora; Oligohymenophorea; Peniculida; Parameciidae.
AUGACUGAAGAAAUUGAACCUCAUAUUGCUAGAAAAUUCGAAAUCAUUCAAAAAUUAGGGAAAGGGGCCUAUGGAAUAGUUUGGAAGGCUGUGGAUAAGAAGCUAAAGACAGUAAGAGUUGCUAUUUAAGGUUUAGGUCGUGGCUUUAAAAAAAGUAUUUGAUGCUUUCCAUAAUGCUACGGAUGCUCAAAGAACAUUUAGAGAAAUAAUGUUUUUGUAGGAGUUAAAUGGACACGAAAACAUAGUGAGAUUGUUGAAUAUCAUAAAAGCAGAAAACAAUAAGGACAUUUAUUUGGUGUUUGAUUAUAUGGAAACAGAUUUGCAUGCUGUGAUUGUAAUUAUAUUUAUAAAAUAGAAUAGAGAGCAGGCAUACUUGAAGAAGUUCAUAAAAAAUACGUUGUUUAUUAAAUUUUGAAGGCACUAAAAUACAUACAUUCAGGAGAACUAAUUCAUAGAGACCUGAAGCCUUCAAACAUUUUACUAAAUUCUGAAUGUCACAUGAAAUUAGCAGAUUUUGGUUUGGCUAGAAGCAUAGCAAUCACAGAAGAUGACAGUAGUACGAUGAAUUUUAAAUUUAACGUUUAGCUCCUCCUGUUUUGACAGAAUAUGUGGCUACUAGAUGGUACAGAGCUCCUGAAAUACUUCUAGGAUCCACAAAUUACACCAAGGCUGUGGACAUGUGGAGUGUUGGUUGUAUUUUGGGUGAGUUGAUCAUAGGUAAGGCAAUCUUUCCAGGAACAUCUACUUUAAAUUAAAUUGAGAGAAUUAUCGAAUUAUUAGGUAAACCAAAUGAUGCAGACAUUGAAUCACUUGAAUCUCCCUUAGCUGUUAAUAUUUUAGCUUCAGUGUCAAUUCAAAAAAGAAGAUCCUUCUAAUAAUUUUUCUCAGGAGCUCAAGAAGAUUGCUUAGACUUGUUAAGAAGGUUUCAAUAUCAUUCUUAAUUAUCAUUUAGGCUAUUACAAUUCAAUCCAAAGUAGAGACUUACUGUGCAUUAGGCCAUAAAACAUAAAUACUUGAAAGAAUUCUCUUCGCCUGAUGAGGAAAUUGAAUGUUCUGAGCCUAUUAGAAUACCCAUGAAUGACAAUAAGAAGUUCUCUAUUAAGGAAUACAGAGAAGCUCUGUAUAACGAUAUAAACAGAAGAAAGAAGGAGCAAAGAAAAAAGUGGUAGGCAAAAUACUUACAAUAACUAGGAAUGAAUCCAGAUGAACUUAUUAAUGGGUACUUAGUUAUAAAUUUAUUGUAAGGCUUCAAUAGGAGCAAUCGGAAAUGAUUCCUUAAGCAAAGUCAUAAGGCUAUGAGAAUGUUAAUGGAAGCUCUAUUUAGCAUUAGACUUAGCAAUAAUAAUAACUGUAGAAAUCUAAUAUUGAGGAGAUACAAAAUAUAAUUAAGUAACAAUAAAUCUAAUCACAAUAAUUGAAGAAAUCAUAAAGUUAAGUUGGAAUUCAAUAACAAUAGAAAUUGACUAGUUAAAAAAGCGCAAGCAAUUUUGUUUCUUAGAUGUAUAAUACAUUUUAAUAAUAAACACAAAAUAUAGAUAAUAAGUUUUAUCAAUAGUAAUAGUUCUUGUAAUAACAACUUCAAUAAUUACAGCAGAAAGCAUAAUAGAAGAAAAAGACUUGA